CUGAUGAUCAAAUCUGUAGAAAUGAAGAGAGAUAAAAGGGUAAUUGAUUCUGAAUGAGAUUAGUGGAAGCAAUUUUGGCUUUAGUUUGUACAGUUUUAAUUCACUUUGAUUCAAUUGGGAAAGUUUGAUAUGGUUGAUUUGGCUCAAACUGUGUAUGUCCAGAUGUUGAAUAGUGGGGUUAAACGUAGUCUAUUGACAUUUAAUACGAUGAUCAAUAUUUUUUGUAAGAAAGGGAAAGUUCGCGAAGCUGAACUGAUAAUGUGUAAGAUGUUUCAGUAUGAUAUGUCGCCUGAUGUCUUUACCUAUACAUCUUUGAUUCUUGGGCAUUGUAGAAAUGGAAAAUUGGAUUCAGCAUUUGAGGUUUUCGAUAGGAUGGUUCAAGAGGGUUGUGAUCCGAAUUCUGUUACGUAUUCAAAUUUGAUUAAUGGGUUAUGCAAUGCUGGGAGGUUGGACGAGGCCCUUGACAUGCUUCAGGAAAUGAUAGAUAAAGGAAUUGAACCAACAGUUUAUACUUAUACUGUUCCAAUUACUUCCUUGUGUGAGGAUGGACGUGUAAAUGAGGCAAUUCAGCUUGUCUCUCGCAUGAGAAAGAGGGGCUGUACCCCAAAUGUCCAGACAUUUACGGCGCUAAUCACUGGGUUAUCUCGUGCUAGGAAGUUUGAAGUAGCAAUUGGGUUGUACCACAAAAUGGUGAAGGAUGGUCUGGUUCCAAACACUAUUACAUAUAACACUCUAAUAAAUGAAUUGUGUGCAGGAGGAAGAUAUGGAACUGCUUUGAAGAUCUUUUAUUGGAUGGAGGGCCACAACGCCUCUCCAAAUGUACGAACGUACAAUGAAAUUAUAAAGGUCCUAUGUUCAAUGCAUAACAUUGAAAAAGCAAUGAUUCUCCUGAAUAAAAUGCUUAAGGAUGGUCCCUCUCCAACCAAGAUAACUUAUAACACUCUAAUUGGUGGAUAUGUUGAGACGGGCAAUCUAUGCAAUGCUAUGAGAUUAUUAGAUAUGAUGAAAGAGGGUAGAUGCAUGCCAGAUGAAUGGACUUAUUCUAAACUUAUUUCAGGAUUUUGCAAGUGGGGCAACCUGGACGCUGCAUCUAAUCUUUUCUCUGAAAUGAUAGAACAUAAUCUAAGCCCGAAUGAGGUGACCUAUACUGCUAUUAUUGAUGGUUACUGUAAAGAUGGUAAAAUUGAUAUUGCCUUGUCAUUUUUUGAGAGAAUGGAGCAACAUGGUUGUUGCCCAAAUGUUGAGACUUAUAAUGCAAUUAUACAUGGUUUGGCCAAAGACAAUCGAUUUUCUGAAGCAGAGAAAAUGUGUAGUGAAAUGGCAGAGAAGCAAUUGUUGCCUAAUGUUAUUACUUACACAUCUUUGAUUGAUGGGCUCUGCAGGAACGGUGGAACUGAUAUUGCUUUCAGGGUUUUCCAUGAGAUGGAGAAGAGAAAGUGCAUGCCGAACAUAUAUACAUAUAGUUCACUCAUUUUUGGCUUGUGUCAAGAGGGCAAGGUUGGUGAUGCUGAGAGGUUACUUGAGGAAAUGGAGAAGAAGGGAUUGGCUCCUGAUGAGGUUACAUUUACGUCACUUAUUGACGGUUUUGUUUUGCUUGUAAGGUUAGAUAACGCAUUCUUCCUUCUUCGGCGGAUGAGUGAUGCAGGUUGCAAACAAACUACAGAACUUACUGUGUAUUGUUAAAAGGGUU
Messenger RNA from Carica papaya (papaya), 1690 nucleotides. Lineage: Eukaryota; Viridiplantae; Streptophyta; Magnoliopsida; Brassicales; Caricaceae. The record is from RefSeq and is a predicted model, not a curated record.